AUGAGAUUUCCGUCUCACCGACGGAUUCUUCUGAUCAUCCUUGUGUGUCUCAUCCUCUUUGGAUACCAGCUGGUCCAAUGGCUACCAUUACUGAACAGUGAUCAAACUAUUACUAAUGACGAGACAGGCACCAAAACUCAUAAGAUUUUAGUCUGGCACUGGCCAUUUGGGAACUCAUUUAAUCUAGAUGGUGACUACUGCAAAGACAAGUUUGGGGUACCCAAUUGUAUCAUGAUGGAUAAUCAGUCCCGGUUGUCUGAGGCAGACAUUGUGAUUUUUCACAACCGUGAGCUGAUCCAUGGCCAACAAAGGUUGCCUGUGAAUCUGAAACGCCCAGAGAAGCAAAGGUGGGUCUGGAUGACCAUGGAGAGCCCAGAGAACAAUGGGGAUCUGAAGCCCUUUAAUGGAUACUUUAACUGGACCAUGACCUACCACCAAGAUGCAGACAUUUAUUCGCCCUAUGGAUUUAUGGUGCCAAAGGAAUCUGAAACUUAUGAGCCACUUGAGAGUUUCAUUCCAAAGGACAAGUUUUAUUUGGCAUGUUGGGUGGUGAGCAGCGUUUCACCACACCUUGAGAGAACUACUAUAUACAAAAAGCUGAAAACUGUGAUACCAAUCAAAGUGUUUGGUAGAGCAGUAUUUAAGAGUCUACAUGAUCAGGCUCUGUUACAUACAAUGUCUCGCUGCUACUUCUACCUGGCCUUUGAAAACUCUGUCUCCAGAGACUACAUUACAGAGAAGUUAUGGCGCAAUGCCUACAUGAGUGGAGCUGUGCCUGUAGUCUUUGGUCCUUAUCGGGAGGAGUAUGAAGCAGUGGCACAAACAGAUUCCUUUAUCCAUGUAAAUGACUUCGAUACCGUAGAGGAGCUUGGAAAAUUCCUCAUGACGCUGGCGUAUGAGGACAGGGAACGCUAUGCCUCAUACUUCAAUUGGAGACGUAAAUACACUGUUGAGAUUAAACACUGGGUGGAGCUUGCAUGUAAAUUCUGCCCCAAAAUUAGUAGCAUGCCGCCACAUAAGGUGUAUGAGGACUUGGAUGCUUGGCCGUAGAAAUAUAUUUAUGAAAUUUAAGCUCAUUGUUACAGAAAAAGGCAGUCCUUCUGUGUACAAGAGGUCUAUGUGGUAUAGAUACAUGUAAGUGGGGCCCAGCAUGUGUAGAUGCAGUGUGUGUGUGUGUGUGUCAGAGAGGCGUCAACUCACCUGCUGGCUUGCUGGCACAUGUUGUCCACUGGAUUCUCUAGUUAGUUGGAGCUUUCUUUUCUUUGUUUUGUUUGAUGGUGGUAGUUUAAACACAAAACAUUAAUGAUAAUCCAAAUAUUCAUAGACUCAAGAGUGGCCAGACAAAUAAGGGUAUCAGCAGGUGUCAACUAAUGCUA
Messenger RNA from Clupea harengus (Atlantic herring), 1376 nucleotides. Its product is annotated as alpha-(1,3)-fucosyltransferase 7-like. Gene Ontology annotation, molecular function: alpha-(1->3)-fucosyltransferase activity. The record is from RefSeq and is a predicted model, not a curated record. NCBI's taxonomy places the organism in Eukaryota, Metazoa, Chordata, Actinopteri, Clupeiformes, Clupeidae. Gene Ontology annotation, cellular component: membrane.